This is a messenger RNA of Lethenteron reissneri (Far Eastern brook lamprey), 4895 nucleotides long. It is a transcript of the gene DTL, whose product is annotated as denticleless E3 ubiquitin protein ligase homolog. Lineage: Eukaryota; Metazoa; Chordata; Hyperoartia; Petromyzontiformes; Petromyzontidae. Gene Ontology annotation, biological process: mitotic G2 DNA damage checkpoint signaling; proteasome-mediated ubiquitin-dependent protein catabolic process. Gene Ontology annotation, cellular component: nucleus. Gene Ontology annotation, molecular function: protein binding; protein-macromolecule adaptor activity. The record is from RefSeq and is a predicted model, not a curated record.
AAUCGCCGGCGGCGUUUCUAGAGGAGGCGGGAGAAGAUUUUGCGCGCAUUUGCGCAGUAAAGUUUUGGUUGUUGAGGCCGCGGGAAUUGUCUGAUUCUCCGUCUCAGUGUUUUGUGCUGUUCCUCUUGCGUGGCUGCUGGACCCCCGCUGUUGCAAAUGGCUCGUAGUUCGCUGUUUCAGAGCGUUUACAACCGACACAUCCCGAAGCGGAACAAAGUCGGGCCCUCCUCGCGCUGUCCCCUUGACUCCCUGCUGCUGGGAUUCGAGUGCCGCGCACCGGACGAGCACAAGGUGUUCGGCACGGCGGGCGACCCGGUGCCUGCCUUCGCAUGCCCCUUCUCGCGAGAGGCCGGUAGCCACCACCUGCUGGCCGUGCCCAGCGAGGACGGUGUGGUGCAGAUCUACGACACGGAGAAACCCCACAAGGGCAGCAGAGUGCUCAAAGCUUGGCUGGCUCAUUCAAAUGCUGUCUUCGAUUGCGCCUGGAUGCCCGGAGAAUCUAAGCUCGUGACGGCCUCGGGUGACCAGAUGGCCAAGCUUUGGGACGUGUGUGCCGGGGAGGCCCUGGGUUCCUUCAAAGGUCACCAGUGCAGCCUCAAGUCGGUGGCGUUCAGCCAGGGCGAGAAAGCGGUCUUUUGCACGGGAGGAAGAGAUGGAAACAUCAUGGUCUGGGACAUCAGAUGCAGCAAAAGGGACGGGUUCUACAGCGCGGUGAAGAGGAUCGGCAGCGCUCACAACGCGCCCGCCAAGAUCAGCGUGACUCCGAAGCGCCGGAACACGCCGCGGGGCAUGGCUCCCUCCGUGGACUCCCAGCAGAGCGUCACGGCUGUGAUUUUCCAGGACGAAAAAACUCUCAUCUCCUCUGGGGCCGUAGACGGGAUAAUAAAGGUUUGGGACAUGCGCAAAAACUACACCAGCUACCGGAUGGGACCCGUGCCUGCGCAAUCAUUCCCCUAUCCCGGCAGCAGCUCCCGGAAGAGAGGGUUCUCGAGCCUCGUACUCAACGCCUCGUCCUCGCUUCUCUUCGCCAACUGCACGGACGACUCUGUGUACAUGUUCGACGUGGCAGGAGCGAGGACGUCGCCGGUGGCGACGUUUCGUGGUCACCUUAACUCGUCGUUCUACGUGAAGAGCAGCCUGAGCCCCGACGGGGAGUUCCUCCUCAGCGGCUCCAGUGACGACGUUGCCUACAUCUGGAAGGUGGCGGAUCCGCUGGCAGAGCCCGUGCUCCUGCGAUGGCACUCGCAGGAGGUCACCUCCGUGGGCUGGUGCCCCACCGACUUCACCAAGAUCGUGACCUGCUCGGACGACAACAAGCUGCUGAUCUGGCGACUGAGUCGUGGGACUGACCAAGCCAAGGACUCCACAGGGAAAUCGGACCUACUGGCCCGCGCGUCCAGGAGCAAUGACCAUAAACGCGGCGCACACGGCCAGGCCAUCACCACUCCUGCCAAGCCGUCUCACGGUGGCCACGCGCCGUCGCACACGUCCCCACGCCCCGCCGCCUGCGUGCUGGGCUCCUCCGCCUCGCUGCCGUCCCCCAGCUCCUCCGAGUCGUCGCUGCAGUCGGCCGCCACCCCGAAGGCCGCUCCGCUGACCCCGAGCCCGGCCGGCGCGCCCUCCAGGCUCGAUUCCGCGUCUCCGCUCGGCGCCUUUUCCCCCCCUUCCGCCUCCGGCACGCCUUCCGGACCGUCCGGGCCGUCGGGGUCGCACGCCGCCCUGGCCACGCCGACGUCGAGGACGCCGCUGUCCCACGUGCAGUCUCCCGCGACGCCGGGCGGUUCCGCGUUGCUCUCGCCCGGCUCCCGAACCCUCUCCAUCACGCGGUGGCUGCAGGUGGCGGGCGGCGCGUCGUCGGAGAGGAAGAGGACGGGGCCGCGCCGUGACGCCGCCGCUGGACCCACCUCCGGGCGGGCCAAGCGCCGCCUGGAGACGGGCGGCGGCGGCGGCGAGGGCGGCGUGGACGCAGACUCGAGCUGCUUGAGCGGCGCGAGGUGCAGCGAACUGUGCAGCCAAGUGUGUAAGAGGUUGAGGCCCGAGCCUGACGAAGGCCCGACGGGCGGCGACGGGGACUUUGCGCGGACGGAGGACGCGGUCGUCCCGGGGGUCGAGAACUUCACGAGCAGCCCGCAGUCCGUCGGCGUGGCGGCCGCGCUGCCGCCGACCUCUGACCUCGUCACGGACGAGACGAGGAGCGGCCACCACUCUCCCCGCGCCGACUCGUCGUGUCGUCCCCCGGAGUCGGAGAGCGUGAACAAAGAGAACCAGGGCGCCGACCGGACGCCGGCUCGGGGAGCGGGGCAAGGGAAGAGCAAGGGAAGGGCGGCGGCACGGUCCGGGAGCCUCCGUGGCAAAGCCAAGGGCAGUGCUGAGAUGGCGCUAUCGCCAGACAAGCCUUCGAGUCCCACCAUCAUGAUGAAGAAAAUCUCCAGCUAUUUCCAGAAAUCACCUGGGGUCAAGCCCUGAGACGCGUCGAGAACACGCUUCGUAUUAGCCAGCACAUUCCCGGAGCCCCUCUUACCAUUUUACACCGAACCACCAUCACGCCAUGAGAUUUUAAAUUAAAAUUAAAAAAAUCUGCUGCUGUGUCAAAGGAUGGGGUGGUUGGGAGGGGGGGUGAGGAAAGAGGAUAGGCAUUGUGCAUGUAUAAUAUGUCUUUUAUGUCACCCUGCACACUAUGGACCAGGAAAUUGUUCUCUCAAAAAGCCUAGAGCCAUUUUACAGACGGUCCGACGGCUUUGCAGAAGAAAAGGGCUCGGACACACACACACACACAGGCCAGUGGGUGCGGCGGAUGUGGCAGUGCAGCAGCGAGACUCCAUGGCGGGCAGCUGGGUCGCCCCCCCCCCCGCCCGCGCUCUACAUUCAACGGCAACUUAGCCCUGGCUCGGUUGCCACCGCGGACUUGACGUGCUUUGGAGUGGCACCGCUAGAUAACCUGUUAACGCUGCCCCCGAGCGAGCCUCUGUGUGCCCCGUCCGUCCGAGUGAGCGCGCGUUGGGGCGGAGAGAGGACAGAAGGAUGUUGUGUGGGUAGUGUUUGUAUUGUACACACAGAACGCUUGGAAAUAUAUCGCGGCGAAAAAAUAUAUUGUAGAGCUGUUUUUUACUUACGCUUGUAACAAGUUAGGCAAAGUCUACUGUGCGUCGUGUGUAUACAUAAUUCUACGCUGACUUUGACGUGCACUGUUUAUUAUAGGGUUGGUGGAGUAUCGUUCUGGCAGUUUUUAGACAUGUGGGGACAUGACCCCAGCAAAGAGCUGAUGUGGAAUAACCUGUCGCUUAAAAGCAGAACAAUGCUCGCGUUCAUUCUAUUCACCAUGGCAGCUGAGCUUGGCUGCUUGGUUUCCUUUGCGAGUUGCAUCAGACGUUGGUAUGAACACUAAGUUGUACACGUUCUAAAUAAAAGCGAAAUGGGCUCGUACUUAUGUUUGGCGGAUUUUCGUAAUUGAUGGAAUUUAAAUGAUGGUUUAAAAAAAAAAGAAACCUGCACACAAUCGGUUCGGCGCCAUAAGGCUUCAAGGCUGUUUGGAAAUCGUUGUUUUAUUAUUCUGCAUUUUGUUGUGUUUUUUUUUUAAUCUUUCUCCACUUGAACGCGUAACUGUUUAGCAGUCUGGUGGUGAGUGCGCGGCUGAGAAGCGCAUUAAAUUCAUCAGUUCGGCAGACCUGCCAUCUGCACCAUUUCACAGUUCAGCGGGACCGCUAAAGCCAUCUGUUGACCAGACCGCCGGGCUGCGGGGGAAAGAAACAGACUCAUACGUGCCGCAGCAAAUAAAUCAGCACCCCCACAAACAUUUAAUUUCUAUGCGGCGUGGUCGGUCUGCUCACCUCCGUAAUUGGCGGGGGGCGGAGGUUUGUAUGUAUGUUGCACGUUGUAUGUAGCCAACCACGGACAUCGAAUGGUGCGUUGGUACACCUUGGCAAAGAUGUUUGUGUUUUAUAAUCUGGUUUCUCAACUAAAGCUGCGACAGGGCCAAAGGCCAGGGUGAAAUACAAAUGCAGUGCCCCUUGAAAGAAAUCGGUCUGGUGACAACACCACUGUUGUUGGCUGUCAUUUGUUUUCUGUGAUGUGGCUCGUGUGUUUACCCAUUGUAAUCGCGCGUUGAUACAAUCGGGUACAGGCUAUUAAUGUCAAUGCCCUUUUUCGUGGCUUUGCAGCCUGGGUGGCCAACCUAAUUGCCCAAACAAAACUUAAGAAUAGGGUAUUCCGAUAAGCCGCAUUUUCCUCAAAUGUUAGCGAAUCUAAACGUAUAUAUAUUUUUUUAAUGAAAUAAUUGCACGUUCAUAAAUUUCGACAGGAAACUCGAUGGCUUUUUUAAAAGGCUUGAAGCGAACAGCGGAUUUUGUGCACCGAGGGCGUGAAUUUUUUUUUGUCGGGGGCAAAUUUGGGCACAAGAAAAACGCGCGGCGCGCCGGUGCAUUCUCGAUUUGUACACGAAACAAAAAAGAUUUGCGCGCGAUUGACGCGAGUGGCGUAGAGCCCAGAAGCGGGGCAGUGUCCACCGAGCCUGUGAUGGACAACGGCGAAUUCGCAGCGAACGUUUUCUCUCUCUCCUUUCUUUCUGCUCAAGCCGCCCGCCUGCCUACCCGCUUUUAAUGAUGCACGGCGCGAAACCCUCCAGCGAUGGCAGAGAGUGACAGAGACGCAGUCGCGGCUUGCCCCGCAGGGGUGAGUCUCUCUACCCUUGCCAAUUGAUUGGCACUGGUGCUCAGUUUUCAUAUUCAAUGUCGAGGGGGAUGGGGGGUUCUGGGGUGGGGGGGGGCGACCUUCCCCUCCCGACGAGCACACACGCUGCAUACGUGCCCAGCGCACAUUCUACAGCAACUGCAUUCCAAACAAAUGAGCUUUCUACCGAUGACCCAAUACUUCAUCGAGACAAUCCCGCACACUCCCAA